Aspergillus steynii IBT 23096 is the source of this 1202-nucleotide messenger RNA. RefSeq lists its product as uncharacterized. The record is from RefSeq and is a predicted model, not a curated record. The coding region runs from base 159 to 1145 and encodes 328 amino acids. Lineage: Eukaryota; Fungi; Ascomycota; Eurotiomycetes; Eurotiales; Aspergillaceae. The transcript is spliced from 2 exons.
AAUCCACCACCGUCUCCCCCAUCGCCUCCGUCCCAUGCCUCCCCAUCCAACCCCCUCAAAGACGCAGCACGCACGAACUAGACAGCAAGCCCCUUCCGCGCCCUCGCACCGGUGCAUCCACACCCACCAACUCAUCCACCUCUGCCCACGUGUCCGUCAUGCUCCGCAUCCUCCAAGAAGUCGACAACCUGGUGGACCUCUUCUCCCUAGCGGUCGUCAACCGCGCAGCCUACAAAGCGCUGAAAUCCCACGAACUCCCGCUCAUCAAAUCCACCCUGUGGAAAAUGUCCCCCGCCGCAUGGGAACUGCGCGAACUGAGCGAAGUGCGCUGGGACAAGGCACCUUACACCGGGGGCCAAUCUCUCGCUGCAACACUCUACAUCCGCCACUGCACCAUGGACCUGAUCAAUCACGCGCAGAUCAAAUUCCUGCUCUACGACCAUGCGCGGUUCAUUCUGCGGGAGGACACGCUCUCUGCGAUGCGCGAUGGGCGGUCCGCCCGGGCUGUGGAAAUCGACGAGGCGAUCUGGCGGGUGUGGACGUUCUGCCAUCUUUUCGGGAACCACAAGAAUAGGGAGAACGACUACAUCGGACAGGUAAGAUGGUUGAGAGGGGAUUGCUUCGGCGAUGGAGACGAGCAUCGUGAUCUUCCAGUGGUGUGUGCGACGACGCCGGACCCGAAGGAUUUCAACACGGUGCUGUUUUCGCCGCCGAGCGGGUUUGCGGCAGGGAAUCGGGGUCCGCUCUCGGAGACGCAGUUGCGUGAUAUGAUUGAGAUAUGGAUGGCGAUGGCAUCGUUAUUGGAUUUUCUGAGGGAUGAGACGGCGCUGGCGAGACGGUUCGGGGUCUUCGAGGGACUUGAGAUCCUGGAGGGUGAUAGGAUGUUGGAACGACGGGCUUUAAGAGCAUGGCUGGAUUAUAUUCUCACGCUCGGCCCUACCGCUGUUCUCUCACUGGUUCCGUUGGGACCGCGAUUGCCAAAGGAGAGCAUCUUCUCUCGUGCGAACUCAUAUGGCUGGACAAAGUGGACGCCGCCUGUGUCGAGGACCGACGAAAAUGGAUUCUUCGUGGGAGUGGUGAGUGAGUUGUUGGCGGCCAUGCAGACUCGGGAGAGGAGGGAGAAAGCACAGCAGUUCCGGAUAUGAGCUUGUAUAUGUAAGCUUAAAGACAGGUUGAGAAGAGAGUGGCGGAGUUGGUUCCUU